This is a messenger RNA of Carcharodon carcharias (great white shark), 2775 nucleotides long. RefSeq names its product info WAP, follistatin/kazal, immunoglobulin, kunitz and netrin domain containing 2a (gene wfikkn2a). Lineage: Eukaryota; Metazoa; Chordata; Chondrichthyes; Lamniformes; Lamnidae. Gene Ontology annotation, molecular function: protein binding; serine-type endopeptidase inhibitor activity. Gene Ontology annotation, cellular component: extracellular region. The transcript is spliced from 2 exons. Bases 38 to 1612 code for a protein of 524 amino acids. The record is from RefSeq and is a predicted model, not a curated record.
AAUCAGAUACUCUCACGCUGGGAUCUGUCCCAAUGAGAUGAGUCCCAGUCUGUGGGUGGACGCACAGAGCACCUGCUCCCGGGAGUGUGAGACGGACCAGGACUGUGAAACGUUUGAGAAAUGUUGUCCUAAUGUGUGUGGGAUGAAGAGCUGUGUGGCUGCCCGGUAUAUGGCCAUUAAAGGGAGGAAGGGACCAGUUGGGAUGCCUAGGGGAGCCACUUGUGAUCGCUUCAUGUGUGUCCAGCAGGGGUCGGAAUGUGAUAUCUGGGAUGGGCAACCUGUAUGUAAAUGCAAGGACAGGUGUGAGAAGGAGCCACACUUCACCUGUGCCUCUGAUGGGCUGACAUACUACAACAAGUGUUACAUGGACGCUGAAGCGUGCACCAAGGGAAUCACUCUGACCGUGGUCACCUGCACCCACCAGGUGACCUGGCCACACACCAGCCCCGUGCCAUUGCAGACCACUGCCCAUCCCACCACUGCUGACUCACUCACCACCUCCCAGGAUGUGGUACCGCCGGCCCUGCUCUCCAACCCCGUCCACCAGUCCACGUAUGUGGGCGGCACCGUCAGUUUCUUGUGCGACGUCAGUGGGAGACCCAGGCCCGAGAUCACUUGGGAGAAGGAGCUGGACGGAAGGGAGAACAUUAUCAUGAGGCCCAACCAUGUCAACGGAAACGUGGUCGUCACCAACAUCGGGCAGCUGGUCAUUUACAAUGCUCAACUCCAAGAUGUUGGGAUCUACACCUGCACAGCCAGGAACCAAGGAGGUUUCCUAAGGGCAAACUUCCCCCUAUCAGUGAUCAAGCGGGAAGAUCUGAUGAAGCAGAGCACGGCAAACACAACUCAGAUCCCAGCCACCGAGUGUUUGAAACAGCCUGAUCGGGACAGCUGCGGAGAGCAUCAGAUCAGGUGGUAUUACGACCCCAAGAAGAACAACUGCUUCACCUUUAACUAUGGACGCUGUGAGGGGAACCUGAAUCACUUUGAAACCUACGAGGCCUGUAUGUCAACCUGCAUGAACGAACCUGUCAACAUCUGCAACCUGCCAGCGCUGCAGGGGCCCUGCAAAGUCUGGGACCCACGCUGGGCCUACAACAGCCUGAUGAAGCAAUGUCAGUCCUUCAUCUAUGGAGGCUGCGGUGGCAAUGAAAAUAACUUUGAAAGCAGGGAGACCUGCGAGGAGAUCUGCCCUUAUCCCAAGAGCCAGCAGUGCAAAGUCUGCAAACCACGCUUCAAGAUAGUGACCAGCUACUGCAAGAGCGACUAUGUGAUAGUUGGGCGCAUGACCGAGUUGACAGAAGAAACAGACUCUGGCCGUGCAUUGUUCACUGUGGACAGGGUCUUGAAGGAUGAAAAGAUGGGACUUCAGUUCUUUGGCAGUGAGGUCCUGGAGAUCACUCUGUUAAACAUGGACUGGAAUUGUCCAUGUCCCAACAUGACUACAGAGGAUGGUCCUUUCAUUGUCAUGGGUGAUGUCCACAAUGGAAUGGCUGUUCUCCAACCCCACAGUUUCGUGAGGACUGUGAAUGAGAAACGGAUCAAGAAACUGUUUGAGGUCAAGGAUAAGAAAACCUGUGACCUCCUGCGAGAGCUGACAGGACUUCAAUAGGCUGCUCCUGAUCGAUAGGCUAUUGGUUAGUACAUUCACAGAGGUCCUAUCAGAGAAAAAAAAAGAUACAUUUAUGAAAAGCUUUUUGGAAAAAAAAUCUCACUUUUGACAAAUUAAUUAAAUAAGCACUUAACUUCCUAGAUUUCUAACUGCUUGAAACAUGUCUAAGUAAAAUCUUUGAUGAUUGACAAGAUCAUUUCUUACUGAUGGGCCUUGGCAAUGACACAAGGAGCCCUCAAUGGUGUUAGGACAGUAGCAAUUUAUUACCCUUUUUGUUUAAAGGUCCAUGAAUUCUGAUCAUUUCCCCAAUAUUCUGGAUGUAAUAAAGGGAGAUACUUGUAUACUUAUUGCUGUCUCUUAGUCGCCUCUUUGUGGCUCAUUUUCGACAUUAGGCCCUCUGGUCAGAGUCACAGUCGCCAUGUUGUAUAGAUCAGGAAGUGACAUCAUCAUUGCACCAUGCAUCAUGGGUUCAAAGCAUCAUGGGUGUGACUGGAAGGACCUGCUCGCCUGAUCCUCACUCAUUCUGAUGAUUGAGUCCUUUGCAGCAGUUCACCCAAGUGGCUGGUCAAUCAUUUUGAGAAUAACAACCAAACUCAGCCUUCCACUAACCGGACAUCCACAUUCCCGAGUUUCCUUAGCAAGAAUGUGUAAGGAGUGUGAACAAGGACUGGCCUGGCCAAUGGCAGUGCCUCUAAAACCACUCUGCACCAACAGUACCAAACCAAGCAUUGUGUGCAGCAGAGCCAGUUCGAAGGUGAUGAAUAUCGAUACAAACGAUGGUGCCCGGGCAUUUAAACACCUACUGCAAAACAUAACCACCAUCAGGAGGGACCAAGAGACAGCAACCGGUGACAGACAGCCUCCUCCAUUCAUUGUAAUUUCCUGGGUUAUUUCAACAGCAGCUUUAUCAGUCAGGUCCACUCACUUUUCCUGUGAUCAUUAAUUGAAGGGUUGCAUAAAACACAUGGGUUCAUAAACCAAAUGUACAAAACAUCAAAGCUCACACACUUCAUGUUGGCAUUGAGGUCAAUUCAACUAGUACAGUUACUGCAGAAAACACAAGUCAGGUAUUAAACUAACAUGAGAGAAGUAUAGUAGGACUGUGUAGAGGGAGUUUACGCUGUCUCUAACGCCAUGCUGUACCUGUCCUGGGAGUGUUUGAU